GAUCGGGCCACUGAAGUCCUUUACCGCGGUUGUUGGACCCAAUGGAUCAGGUAAAUCAAACUUCAUGGAUGCUAUAAGUUUUGUUAUGGGCGAGAAGACCAGCAGUUUACGUGUCAAAAGAUUCAGCGAACUUAUCCAUGGAGCAUCUAUAGGAAAACCAGUGUCACGUAGUGCGUCUGUUACUGCCGUUUUUGAGCUUGAAGACGGAAAUGAAAAGUCUUUUAUGCGAUCUGUUCAAGGCUCAUCCUCAGAGCAUCGUAUCAAUGGAUCUGUAAGUUUUGCUUUCUCCGAGCAGUCCAUGCCUACAUUAUUGUCAAUCAUUUAG
Molecule: messenger RNA, 325 nt
Organism: Cotesia congregata
Lineage: Eukaryota; Metazoa; Arthropoda; Insecta; Hymenoptera; Braconidae
Source: the annotation of a GenBank genome assembly